This is a messenger RNA of Mytilus californianus (California mussel), 4405 nucleotides long. RefSeq lists its product as uncharacterized. Lineage: Eukaryota; Metazoa; Mollusca; Bivalvia; Mytilida; Mytilidae. The transcript has 9 exons. The coding region runs from base 86 to 967 and encodes 293 amino acids. Gene Ontology annotation, molecular function: GTP binding; GTPase activity. The record is from RefSeq and is a predicted model, not a curated record.
UUCCGGUUGUGGUCUCCAAGAAAAACAUUCACAUUUUUUUACUUUUUUAAUAUAACCAGUCUACUAACCGAUGUUAUAACAUUAUAUGUUAAAGAGGAUGGCUAAUCCAGAGUAUGAUUUCCUGUUUAAGAUGGUACUUGUUGGAGAUGAUGGUGUAGGAAAAUCAUGCUUAAUGAGUAGCUUUGCUGAGGGAAAACAAUACAUGCAUUCUGCCAAUUAUGUGCCUACAAUUGGAGUAGAUUUUAAAAUACGCACCAUAAAUGUAGAAGGAAGAGUUAUUAAGUUGCAGCUUUGGGACACUGCAGGUGCUGAAAGAUUUAGAAGUAUAACAACCAGUUAUUAUAGAGGAGCUAAUGGUGUGGUUAUUAUCUAUGACAUAACUAAUCAGAAAUCUUUUGACAAUGUGUCAAAGUGGGUCAAAGAAGUUGAGAGCUAUGCUAGCCCAAAUAGUAAGACAAUACUGAUAGGAAACAAAGGAGAUUUGGAAUCUGAGAGAAUAGUAGAUUAUAGUACAGCCAAAAAAUUUGCUGAUUCUGUAGGUUUAUCUUUUGCUGAAACAAGCGCAAAGACAUCUAAAAAUAUAGAACAGGCAUUUUUGACUUUGGUAUCAGAUAUAAAAAAUAAAUCCACAUUAGAUGGUGUCAGCGCUCCUUCCAAACUGAAUGCACCUGAAGCAGACGUAGGAGAUUCAUUCAGAAACACAUCAGCUGGGCAAGAGGAAGAAGUCAGUACAGCAUGUGAUUAUGACACACUUGAAGAAGAAAUUUCUGCUGGAAGGAUAUUUCGUGGAAAGGACAUGUACAAGAAAUUACUUUCUAUGAAGAAAUCAGAUCUUUUAACAUACUUGGAUGCAAGGUCAAAAAUAGUUGGAAAUAUUUCAAAGUGUGGUAAAGUGUCAACAGAGACAGAAAAUGACAUGCGUGUACUUGCAAUUAUGGUUCAUUCUGUAGAAUGCAGUGGCUUAUAAUUUUUGCCCUAUGAAAACACUUUAUUUAUCGAAUUAUUUAGAAGCAUCAUUUAGAUAUAUAUUUUUUUUAAUACAGUCUAAAUGUACUUUUUUCACUUAAAAGGGGAGUGCAAUCACAUGCAAUACAUCCAUAUUGCUUUAAUUUUGAAAAAAUCAACGAUCAGUACCUAAAGAAAGCAACACAAUAUUGAAAUUAAAUCUUUAUAAACAUUUUCAGCCUUUUGCAAUACUCUAGUGCACACAGAUAAGAUUGAACAAUUAAUAAAAUGCAUCAAAUUCUGAUUUUUUUAUAUUUAAAUUGAUUAUUUUAUUUUAUCAACAAGAUUUAAUGUUAAUUUUUUGUACAUAUGAUUAGAAUUAAAACAAAUUUAUGGUGUCAUAUGCUGAAUUAUUGAAAUUGAAUCUGUAUAAAAAAAAAUCAGCCUUUUGCAAUACUCUAGUGCACACAGAUAAGAUUGAAAAAGUAAUAAAACUGCAUCAAAUUCUGACUUUUAUAUAUUUAAAUUGAUUAUUUUAUUUUCUUAACAAGAUUUAACAUUAACAUAGGAUUGAAAUUCAAAAAUUGUUGUGUUGCUUUUCUCUGGCUGAAAAUUCAGAAUUUUUUUUUUUUUUUGAAGCUUUGACAAUUUGAGAUUAAGCUAUGUGAUUCCAAUAUUUUUUUUUUUACUUUUCAAAAUUGAAAUGCAAAAUCGUGUGUGUGUAAUUUUUGUCCUUUCACAUUUUUCACAUUGAUAAACUUACGCAAAAAUAUCUGAAUUUACAGAUACUGACAAAUAUGAGAGGAGGAGUAUCAUAUAAAUAGAAAGCAAUGGUAUUAUAAUAUUGGUGGUAGAAGUUUCCAUAACAACAUUUAUGCAAAGUCAUCAAGUAAAGCUUACAUUUUUUUAAAAAUUAUGAUGUCACUAUGAUGACAUAAACAUGUUAAAAAACUCACCAAGAUACCAAGUUAAACUCCUAACUAUCCUACUGCCUGUCGAUACAUUUAUUUUUGGCAUUGCACAAGUCAUGUCUUCUUUGACUGUCCAUGACGUUAAAAUUCUAAGUUGAUUUUAGUCUCUGAUGCAUGAUUUUUUAUUAUUAAUUGUUUUUGGCUUUUAACUAGCUGUCAGUAACUGUGAGUACUCUCAAAUCGUACUUUCUUGUUUAUUUGACCUGUUGAUACUAAUUGUAAUGCUUUUUUGUUAUUUAAUGUUAUUCAGGGUUAUAUCUGGUCUAUAUACCAGCUUUGAUGAGUGUUUGGUAUUACUAUAAAUUUUCACUUCGUACUAUGAACAUCAAAAUUAUUUAUUUUGUAAAAAUAUUUCCUUUCUCUAUUUGAACUGUACACGUAUACCUAACAACAAAAUUAUUUUCAUUUACCUGUGUUUAAAGUAAUUGCAAAUGGCUGAUAUUUUUGUUCGAGCAUAUUGUUUUUCUUAAAUUGUUUAAGUUUAAUUUAACCAAAAACUAUGUUCUGCCAUUUUGGGCUGAAUAUGUCAACUUUCGAUUUUUAAUGCUUUUCAACUUUGUUCUUGAUUUGGUCUUUCAACUGUGUUGGUUCCAGUGCCACUGAUGAGCCUUAUGUAGACGAAACAUGUGUCUGGUGUACCAAAUUAUAAUAGAUAUAAGAAGAUGUGGUAUGAGUGCCAAUGAGACAACUGACCAUCCAAGUCAAAAUUUAUAAAAGUAAACCAUUAUAGGUCAAAGUACGGUCUUCAACACGGAGCCUUGGCUCACACCAAACAGCAAGCUAUAAAGGGCCCCAAAAAUUACUAGUGUAAAACCAUUCUAGUGUAAAACCAUUCAAACGGGAAAACCAACGGUCUAAUCUAUAUAAAAAACGAGAAACGAGAAACACUUAUAAACCACAUCAGAUUCCUGACUUAGGACAGGUGCAAACAAUUGCAACGGGUUUAAAUGUUUUAAUGGUACCAAACCUUCACCCUUUUUCUGAAACAAUUGUGUAACAUCACAACAUAGAAAGACACACUAUAAAAUAUCAACUGAAAUGGCUUAACUCAAUCAAAGGACAUAUUAACACCAGUGAACAUACACUGAACAAAUAAAUUUGACCUAUGAUACACUGUAAAUACAAAACAAAUAAACUAAGGGAAGAAUAAUAAAAGUAACAUGUUAUACCGCUAUGAAAUGUUAUGGGCAACAACCUAACCAAAACAUAUUUCACCCGUAUCGACAUCUCUGUAAAAGAUAGUGUGUAGCAAAAUAUCAUAUUGACUCAAUAAAAUUGAGAAUGGAAACUGGGAAUGCAUCAUAGAGACAACAACCUGACCAAAGAGCAGAAAACAUCCCUUAGCCUGUUUUUUAUAUCAAAAUAUCGGAGAAAAUCUCAAAAUUUGGCUAAUAUGGCAGUUUUUGCAGUUUGCAGACCCAAAGCAAAUAUGUAAGACACAUAUAUGAAUAUUGAUAUCUGACAUACCAAUAUCUUUUGGACACAUGAAGGAUGUUAUUUUAUAGAUUUAUACUGUAGAGUCUACUAAAUAUAUAGUCCCUAUACUGGGGUAGUUGCAUUAGAAUUUUUUUUAAAUUACCAUAUAAUUUGUCUUCUAUGUAAAGAUAGAUCCUGAUUCCUUUAAGAUAGCAAACAAUAUGUGAAGGAAUGAUUAGAAAGUGUACUGAUCCCUGAAAAAUAAAAAUACUCUUGUAAAUUACCAAAUUACAUAUAACAAAUCACAACAUCAAAUUGAAUGCAUGACCUUCUCGUUUUGUAUAGAAAGGUACUUACAUGGAAUGAUGUUUGGGUUGGGUUUUUUUUUAAAUAUUUUAAUCACAUAUGCAUGAAACUCAGGUUUACAUCUCAUUGUUAUAUAUGACAAAUUUUAUUUUCUUAAACAAAUGUUUUAUGAAAAAUAAUGAUCUGUGAUACUUUUUUUAUAUUGAGUAUAUUUUGAUUCUUAUAUUUUUAUAUUGAGUGUAUUUUGAUUCUUAUAUUUUUAUAUUUGUUUUUAUCUAACAGCUGUGAUAUUUAUCAUCCUAUUACACCCAGUUUAUACAUUUUCUGUAUUUUCCUAGUUUAUUUCAUUCACUCCUGUUUGUGAAGAUCAUGAGUUACAAAGUUUUUCUUUAUUUGAUUAAUAAGUAUUAAAAGACAUACAGUGUAUUAUAUAAGUCAUAGUAAUGUAGUCCUUGGUAAUGCAAAUCUGUAUGUCUUCACCUUUUUGUAAUUUUUUUUUCUAAUUUCAUAUUCAUUUUAUAGUAUAAUGUAAUAAAAUAAUGCCAAAAAACAAAGGCUACACUAAUUAUUUAGAUUCCUACCCUUCCCCAUUGUUUAUUGCUUCAAUUUUAUAUCUUAUUUUACAUUUGUAAAUGUUGGUUUAAAAUUCCUUGUAAUUUUAGGGCAAUUUCUCAAGAGUAGAAACUAAAUUGAAAAGCAAUUCCUUCCUCCUACAUUUUUUGUCCAUAGAGAAUGAGAAUCUUUUAAUUAAUUAAAAUUGUACUGUA